UCAGGGAGGGGGUCAGCAAUAUUGAGUUUACACCAUAAACCUCUCAUUAAGCCUCGGUCGCUAGAGUAUUUUUUAGAGAAGUCUCUAGUUAUCCUAUAGUUGUGUUGAAGUUCUCUAAUAUGACGGAAAACUCAUAAAAUGGCUAUUUUAUACGCUAAUCAGAGCCCAACCACUACUAUGGCGGGCUUGUGGCGCCCUUACAUUUUUAAUUAAUGGGGUUAGAAUCUAUUUAUAUAUGUAGAUUAUCCUGAAUCUGCUGUAAUUUUGUGUAAAAAACUUUAAAGUAUAUGCUUGCUGUAACAAAGAAAACAUCUAAAUUUAUUCUGCAUUCAAGAAUAAAUAUAUAAACGGGAAAUUAAUUAUAAAUUGAAAUCAUUAUGAAGCUUUACAAUCGAUACAAUAUUUUUAAAUGAAAAGAUUAUCAGAAUAUAUUCAUUUUGGUUAUUCUCACCGUGAAACACUAGACAAAUGCAUUUUCAGAGGAUUAUUGUGACAAAGGCCAAUCACCCCCUCCCCUGAUCCCCUUAAGUACCCUUACCGUGUAUAACGUACAGCGGCAAAUAUGCAUUUUAGAUUUGAGAGAUAGAGUCUAUACUGAAGUUGUCACCCUCCUGGAACAAUCAAAAUGUCAUUUUCAUGUGGGAAUUAUCUAAUAUCCAAUUAACUCAGUUUCGGGAGCUGUACGUUAAUGUAUAAUUGUUUGUAAACAAACGCAACCAAAAGUGGACUAAAACCGAAACAUGUAUCUAAUUCAAUACAAUUGCCAAACAAGUUCUCUGAAAAAAGUUUUCGGGAAUAAAGUCCUAAAUUUUGGCACUAAAAAAGUCCUGUGAAAUAAAAACCACUAGAAAUAAAGUCCUAACAUUUUGAAACUUUAUGUUCUGGGACUUUUUUUCUGGCUCUAGUAUGCCCGCAAAAAAAGUCCUAUCAUAGUGGAAAAUGCAUGAAAACAAUUAGGAUGUUUACAGCCAUGGAAAAAAGGACUUGAUAUUAAAAACGCCCCUGGCUAUAUUAAAUAUGCAGAUGCAUAGAAGAAAAGUUUUUUUUCUGAAAAUAUUCCAGAAUUUACCUCAUUUUCCCUAGACUCAGGACUUUUUCUUCAGGACUUAAAUUCCUGUGAUUUUAUUUCCUGAGCCUUUAUUAGCAGCCCCCAUAUUAUUUUAGGAAAAGAAGUCCCAAGAAUCUUUAGCUUAGGAAUUUAUUUCCAAUGACAUUUUGUCUAUUGGACUUCACAAAAUUGGGACUUUUUACUAAAGUUAUUAUUUCCAGGUUUUUUUUCAGAAACUGUUCUUUCUUAUCACUUUUUUACAUAGCUAUAUUCCUCAUAGAACACAGUAUUUGAUUUAUAUUUAAAAAUGAAAUUAAGCGGGAAACAUUAGGAGUCAGUCAACAUUACUGUGAACUCCGAUGCAUUUCAAGUACUGGGCCGAUUUUAAACAACUAGAGAAGGAUGUUGAAGGACUUAAUGGAGUCCUCCUCCAGUCUUGGAUCAGAAAGACUCCAGUGGAGGCGGUCAAGCCAGGUGACCAGCAGUGAGGAAAUACGGGCCCGGGAACAGCGAGGAGAGAGUAGGAUUUCUGAACAUGACAGGUUGGCGGAGUUUAUGAGAGUGGAGGAGAUGAAGAAGGAGAGGGAAGCAAGAUCCCUGGCUUUAGAGAAGGCUUAUGUUCAUGAUGUGUAUGAACAGAUAUCUACCAACUUUACAGAUUCAAGAUAUAGACCCUGGCCCCGUGUUAAACAGUUUAUUAUGGAUCUAGAACCUGGAUCCUUUGUCUGUGAUGUUGGUUGCGGUAGUGGGAAGUACCUGAGUAUUAAUCCUACAGUAUUUAACACAGGAUCAGACAGGUGUAAAGCUUUAACAGAGAUGGCCAGAGAAAAAGAACACGAGGUAAUUACAUGUGACAAUCUGUCCCUGCCUUACAAAGACGAUUGUUUUGAUGCUGUCCUCUCCAUAGCAGUUAUUCAUCAUAUAGCAACUACAGAACGACGGGUUCGGGCAAUACGAGAACUAGCCAGAAUACUCAGAGUAGGAGGUCGAAUAAUAAUUAGUGUUUGGUCCAUGGAGCAGAGACAUCGAAAAUUUGAAUCCCAGGAUGUUUUGAUUCCUUGGCAUAGACCCAACAAUACGUCAUGUGAAGAGAAGCCUGGGGGAUCAGCUGUAGGAGAUACAACUACUACCACGUGCACAAGUGAGGAUGAUGUCACUCACUACCAUGCUUACACUCAAACCGGUUCUGAUAGUGAGCAUAUCUCCUCUAUAUCAAGGUUAAGUAUGAGAAGAAGGGGGAGAACAAGAUAUAAAGGACGAAGUAUAUCUCCACCAGGUGGUAGAAGUAGCUCUGAUGUAUCAAGUCCUAAUGAGUCCUGUUACAGCUUUGUUAGGAAAGCUCUACAGAAAUUUGCAGCCAACAAGAAACAAAAUGGCGGUGCUGCGAAGCUCCCGUGGAUUUUUCAAAAUCUUGAGACCUACUGCGCUCAGGAGCUAACGGAUCUAGAACAUUCUCAGCUUCUAAAGGGGGAUAGUGGAGAUUCAUACGAUAAUGAUGAUCUACCAAUUGAGAUUAGACACUUAGAGGAGGAGAAUUUUUCGAUUCCCCAACAAUUGCUCUCUGAGAAAACUCUUAUAUCAUCUAAUCCUGAAGAUUGUUUAAAUAAGUCAAGAAGUCUGAAUGAUAUCAGCCAAAUACUGUCUGUGGAAAGAAAGAAGCUGGGUGAUCUUGGUAGAUCAGUAACUUGUGACGAUCCAACUGUAACAUGUGUUGAGACCAGUAAUCUGGGUGAAACUGGAGUCACUGAUAAAACUCUGCAACCUGAGUCUGCCACUAGCUCUCAAAGCGUCCAGUCCACUGAUGGUUCUAACUGGUUUGCGGCCACAUUCCUAGAUCGUUCCAAUACAGGUUCAAGACCAACCUUUGGAUCACUCUCCAGUCUCUCCUCAGCUAAAUCUGCAAUCAGUGCUUUUUCAAUAAAAUCAGAUUCAGGAAUUGCAGCAAGUUUGCAACGUAAAGGAAAAGCAGAAUCUGUUAAAGUUCCCCGAAUUUGGAACUCAGAUUCUCAGCUAGGAGAAACUGAGAUCAAAGAUAAAGCAAAGAAGAAAGAUGAAUUGACUCGCCAUCUCACCGCCUCUUUGGGAGCCAUUCAAAAAUCUCGUAAUUUAACAAUUUUCAAAUCCAGCCCCUUUGGAAACCCUACUCCAGAAAAAGAAAAAUCCAAAGCAAUGCAGACAAUAGAAGGAAAACUGAUGGGUGCAAUUAAGGAAGUUAAUGAAACAGAUGUAAGUGAAAAUUCUACACCAGUGCCCAGUCCAGGACCGUUGUUAUCUUCACCUUUGCUCAAGAAAAAUGAAAAACGUCCAACCCUUGUUAAACAAAAACAAUCCAUCCAGGCCUUUAACUUCAUGGAACCCAAAGAUGUAUCUGCAGAUAUGCACUACCGGGAACUUCGUAAAGAACUUAGUGGGAAAAAGUCCCCUCUACCACCAGCAACUCCUCCAAUACAAGUAGAAUCUCAAAUCAAGGAAAUUACUCUUGUGGAAAUUGCUAAGCCAAUCAAACACCUUACUAAACAGACAUCAUUGAACGAUGAACUUUUUUUUGAAGAAAGAAAAAAAGAAAAAGAGGCAAUCAGGGAUAAAAUUAAGCGACAACAAUCACUACCAUCACGGCCUUCUGAAGACAUAAAAGUUGGGAUCAAAGAAACGUUGAAAGCUGCUGCACAAUCAAAACAGUUUGACUUAUUUAGGGACAGAUUUUCCAAAGCUAAGGAUACUGAUAAACCAGCUGCAAACUCAACUGAAAAUGAAAAACCAAAUAAUACUCAAAAUAUGUCUUUCACUAAUGGUCUUGCCAAAAUACUUUACAGAUGGAAAUCAGAAGAUAAAAAAGAGAAACCAGAUCCUCAAAACUCCUUCACUAGAAAAAGAGGUGUAAAUAUUGAUCCCAUUGUAGUAUUUGGACUUCGGCGGGAUCAAAGUUUAGAUAGUGCAACAAGAAGGGGACUAUUCCAUAAGAAAGGAGCUUGGUCUCCUAAAAGUCCAAUGCUUGAGACUAAUUCUCCCCAAGAAAACCCUAGUUUAUUAUCCCCAACUGUUAGGCGAUGUUGUAUGGAAUGCCCUGAUGAAAAUGGAACUAAAGAACGUAGACUCUCAAGAAGUGAAACUGGAUCUGAUAGCAGUAAAGAUUCUAGCAUUCAAAGUGAUACUUCUUUAGACUCAGAGGAUAGUUGUAUUUCAGUUAUUUUUGUUCCCAACCCAGAGCUUAAAAAUCAAUCAGAUGGUUCCAGACCAAAAGUGCAGUCCCAGCGCUCUACCUCAAACUCAUCUGAAUCUUCAGAAUCUCCAACUGGUAGAGGAAGCCCCAUGUCGCCAAGUGCAAAGGUGAUAUCUCCUAAAGGUCUAAAUAAGCAAAAAAUUCCAAAAAUUAUGGUAACAGAAAAUAGCACAGAACAAUCCAAAUCUGAGGAGUACAAAUAUGAAAUAAAAGAAACUGACAGUGAUAGCUCUUUAAUUAAGCAAGUGUGUAAAACACGAACUUUUGGCGGAUCCAUGUUACCAAGAAUUCCAGAGCACAAAAGUUUUGAACUUGAAGAUUUACCAACAGAACAUUUAAUUAAUUGCCAUCCUCAUGGCUUGGCAGAAAGAGUUGAAAUGGAGCAUGAUAAUAACUCUCCUCAUCCUGCCCGAGCAUCCAAGUUUGAUUACCCUAUAGUUAAACAUCAUCCUCUUUUUGCUAAAACACACAAAGUAAGCAGUGGAAUCUCUUCCCUAUUGUUGGGGGAAAAUAUUGAAUUUACAAGAAAACCAGGUCAAUCUUCCUCACAGGGGGUCCAAACAGUAAGAAAAGGAACUCCAAAGCUAUUAACUUUUGAAAUUUACAAUCCAGAGACUGAUGACUUGGAUUCUGACACUUCUCUCUCUAGUUCCCCUGAUUCAGAAAAAAGCAUUGUAUCGGUUAUAAAUGAAAGUUACAAAUCAGCAUCAAAACAUAACUUAUCAGACAGUUUAGAUAUUAAAGAGGAAGCAAUAAGUUCUCCAAAAGAUGAUGAAACUGUUUUUAAUUUUGAAACUGAAUCAAUGAAGGAACCAGAAGAGGAGUCAAGUACGUCAACCCCCUCCUUGUUUAAUUCUGAUGAAAUUGCUCGAAAGUCUGAGAUGAGAAAAGCAGGACUAUUGAAUCUGCUAGGAGAGAACAAAAACAUUUUGCAAAACAUCAAUGAUUCACAGAUAAAAUGCAAUGAUGUGGAAAAGGUUGUAAUGAAAACUGUCAAUCACAUGCAAAGUAUGGAGGAUCUUUUCCAUGAUAAAGAUACAAAAAAAGAAUCAAGUUUAACUGAUCUUAAAAAAUGCAUCAGUGAACCAAUUCCAAAUAUGAAAAACUACUCAUCCUUGCAAGGGUCUCUGGACAGUAUUAAGAGUAUUUGCGAGGGCUCUAGACUUGAAAACAAGAUGAAUCCUAAGGAAAAAGACUCUGACUGUGAUCCUUCUAAAAUCCAAGAAACUAAUGAAACAGUGGUUAAAAGUAUAGAUUUGACAAAGAUAGGGAAAAAUAAACUUAGAAGUAUUGAAGAUGACAUUAUGCCAGAAAUUGUUAUUUCUGAUGCAUCAGAAGAAUCAGAAACAGUUGGAACAGUAAAUACGAAGGACCCUGAAGAACAUGUUGAAAAUGGGGAAAAAAGCAUUGAAGGUGUUGAAAAUACUGUUGAUUCCGAAACUGACAGAGUAAAAAUUGACUUUUCAUCUCAUAAAAGUAGUGAAGAGAAACCCCCUGAAAUCUGUGCAAAAUUUGAGAGUGAUGGACACCAACCAAGUGCAUCUACACGAAUACUUGAGAGAAGAGGAAAAAGAGAAGAUUCUCUAGACUCCAAUACACCUUCUGUCAAGUCUUCCAUUUAUCACAGUGACACAGGAUCGGUCAUGUCUCAUAGAUUUAGUACAGUUUCAAUCUCGAGUAAUGUAUCAAGUGAUGUUUCAUUUGGAAACAAUUCUGCAGUUUCUGGGAGCUCUUGUUACCUGGCUUCCAUGUCAAGUGCAGAUUUUGAUGAUAGACCUCCUCUUGCUUCAAGUUUUUCUCUUUCGGAGGCUGAGGAAAAUGAGUAUUUAUCCUCGCAAACAAAUUUAGACCAUGAAAAUAAUGCUGAAAGUUCAGACGUUCCUUCAAGCAUGAUUUGCAACCCUGUAAAGAAAGAUCAGCUCUCACCUCCUAAGCCUGAGAUAAAAUCACAAGAUCGGCCAAAGCUUAAGUUGUUUAAAAGAAAUGGACAUGAAAGUAGAAGUAAAAGCUCAAGUAAUGAUGGUAAGCGAAGCCUUCAGUCUAGUUAUGAAAGUAGAAGUAGAGAUGCAGAUGAACCUAAUGGAUCUAAACCUAAAAGUAGAAUAGGCUCUUCACUUACACCUGAUACUAGCAUGGAUCAAUCAACUUGUGUUGAACGCUGCUCAUCAUCCUUCGAAGAAGAGUUAAUGCGAAGCUUCAAUAAUGAUGAAAAGGAUAAGGACAGUGCUAGUGAUUCUGAAGAUUCUGCAGAAGCAGGAGGAUCUCUAACCCACCAUCGGUACUAUCAUGUUUUCCGGGAGGGUGAAAUUGACCAUCUCAUCGAGAAAUAUGUAGAGAAUUUACAUAUCAUUAGUUCUUACUAUGACCACUCCAACUGGUGUGUUGUAGCUGAAAAAGUUAAUGUCUGGACUAUAUAGGCAAAUUUUUAUGAACCUUAGAACAAAGGCUGGCUGAAAAAUGUAUGAAUAUAUUAAAAAAUUUAACAGAAAUAGUAUAUUUAUAUCCUACUUUUUGUUCUGCAAUAUCAUAUGAUCUAGUUUUUUAUCUUAGGGAUUCUCUUACUCCGUAUAAAUAUGAAUCAGUAAAAUUAACAUAUUUUGGUUUCAUCCCUUUCAUGAAUGCAAAAGUAGAGCAAUGAGAGUAGGGUUUCCUAUAGCAAUAUGCGCAAUAAGAGCGCAAAACUUGAUCUGUAGCUGACUAACUUAUCUCUUCAAAUAUAAAAUUUAUCUGAGUGCAUGCCAUAUCAAAAAAUUUGAUUGGUAGGACAAAAAGUUAUUUUUGCGUGUCUCUGUUUUGGAUUUCAGAAGAAAAAUAUUAAUUUUGCACAUAUUUGUAUUAGUGCAUUUUCUCAAAGGUUAGGUUUUUGAUAAUUAUCAUAUGAACAUAUUUGGAAUUACAUUUAUUAUUAAAAACAAUUUUUAGCAAAAUUAGGUAAAAUCUUUCGGAGACGGAAUAAAAAGUUUUUGCGCAUGGAAACCCUACUGGAGAGUUACAAGAUUGCAAAUUCUUACCAAUGAAUGACUGUCUUUAUGGUGUCAAAAUUAGAAGGAUUUUAAUUGAGCACUUUAAACUAUGAUGGCACUCUAUAAAAAUUAAAUGAAUAUGAAUUAAGGGUUAAUUUAAAAUAAAAAUCUUCUUACAAAAUGAUAUUUAAGUUGUAUGAACAUUAGGGAAGGGGAAUGCCACAUCUUCUGGAAAUUAAUUAAGCUUCCCUUUUUUGAGAUAUAUUGAAUGAGAAUUAUCAAAAACUCUAAUUUAAUUUAAGAAAGAAAAAAUAUCUGAAGUUUGAGUGCCAAGUCAUAUCUUUCCUUGAUAAAUUGUAAAGGAACUUAUAAAAGAUUAAAGUACAAAUUUGUUUGUUUUUCGUUUCUUCUAAAUAUUACAAGAGCUUUAUACAAAAAUAGAUCUGUAUC
Eurytemora carolleeae is the source of this 7681-nucleotide messenger RNA. RefSeq lists its product as uncharacterized. The transcript is spliced from 21 exons. Gene Ontology annotation, biological process: tRNA wobble uridine modification. Gene Ontology annotation, cellular component: cytoplasm; nucleus. The coding region runs from base 1451 to 6685 and encodes 1744 amino acids. The record is from RefSeq and is a predicted model, not a curated record. Lineage: Eukaryota; Metazoa; Arthropoda; Copepoda; Calanoida; Temoridae. Gene Ontology annotation, molecular function: S-adenosylmethionine-dependent methyltransferase activity; tRNA binding.